This is a messenger RNA of Spirodela intermedia, 882 nucleotides long. The record is from the annotation of a GenBank genome assembly. Lineage: Eukaryota; Viridiplantae; Streptophyta; Magnoliopsida; Alismatales; Araceae.
AUGGAAGAUAACGGCGGAUUGGGCAUGAGAAACUGGGGGGGAUACUAUGAACAACCACAGAUGAAGGGGGGGCUUAGUUUGCAGCUCAUGUCAGCCGGAGAAAGGGACCCCAAGCCCAUCCUUCACAAUGGGACUUUCCUCCAGCGUGAUUGUGGGGUCCAGGAACCUCCUGUUCCUAUGGAGUACAUGCGGGAAAGCUGGAUGUACCACCACCACCACCACCACCACCAUCGCGACAAUAACAAGAUGAUCCACGUCCUCCCCAUGAACCCCAACUAUGGCUCUGGCGCUAUGGAUGUCCAUGCCGCUGGCAAUCCCCAUACCCUUCAGAUGUUGGAGCAGCCCGAACCGACAUCAAAAAUUGAGAAGGUCCAGGGACCGAGUGAUCCUGGUAAUGGCAGGAAGGGCACCCCGGCGAAGAAAAAAGCGCAGGAGAAAAAUCCCUACAGGGUGCCCAAGUCGAAGAAGCCGAAGAAUGCUCCUCCACAGAGGGAUGGGGCAAAUAACAUCAAAAAGAACUCUGCAGCUUCUCAGGGGAAAGGGCCGAAGAAGAGCAUGGCUAUGGUCAUAAAUGGUAUGAAUUUGGACAUCUCGCAAAUUCCUACACCUGUAUGCUCCUGUACUGGCACCACACAGCAAUGCUACAGGUGGGGCACUGGCGGGUGGCAGUCGGCAUGCUGCACCACGAACAUCUCAAUGUAUCCGCUGCCGAUGAACACAAAAAGGCGGGGUGCACGGAUAGCCGGGAGGAAGAUGAGUCUAGGUGCAUUUAAGAAGGUAUUAGAGAAGCUUGUAUGCGAAGGACAUGACCUCUCUAAUUCGAUUGACUUGAAGACUCAUUGGGCCAAACACGGGACCAAUAAGUUUGUAACGAUUAAGUGA